CUCUUGUUUCUACUGUCCUGUCGCAGUCUGUAUGAGACAUCUCGAGGGAUCCUCCUCGUGGCGCCCGCACAUAUAAAACCGGUGGUGUGCCACUCCCGGACACUUAGUCAAGAGCCUAGCCCCACGCACGCGCCUUAGCCACCGCUUCAUGGAUGCUUCAGCAGUUCAGCAUCCUCUACCCUGACCAGCUCAGCAACAUUUACAUCACGGCAGCUACAGGACGAAAGAUACGUUAUCUCUCCUCUUCUUUAUACAGGUGCAGGCUGCCAGUGCUGUAACUGUCCCAGGGUGUUGGUCAGCAGAGCUGCAGACUACUUCUCUGUCCGUCUGUCUGUCUGUCUGGGUGAGCAGGACAGGAGGAGCCAUGGCUAACAGGGGACCCAGCUACGGGCUGAGCAAGGAGGUGCAGGAGAAGAUAGAGCUGAAGUAUAAUCUGGACCUGGAGGCCCGGCUGCUGGACUGGAUCGUAGCUCAGUGUGGAGGGAACCUGGAGAGACCACAGCCAGGCAGACAGAACUUCCAAACCUGGCUAAUGGAUGGAACAAUUCUGUGUAGGCUCAUCAAUAGCCUGUACCCGCGUGGUAAGGAGCCCAUCAAGAAGAUUCCGGAGACCCAGAUGGCCUUUAAGCAGAUGGAGAAGAUCUCCCAGUUCCUGCAGGCUGCAGAGGUCUACGGAGUCAUCACCACAGACAUCUUCCAGACCGUGGACCUGUGGGAAGGGAAGGACAUGGCUGCGGUGCAGAGAACCCUGAUGGCCCUAGGUAGUGUUGCCCUCACCAAGGACGACGGACAUUACCGUGGCGACCGCGACUGGUUCCACAGGAAAGCCCAGGGUUACCGGCGGGAGUUCUCUGAGGACCAGCUUCGUCAAGGCCAGAGUCUGAUUGGUCUUCAGAUGGGCAGCAACCGCGGGGCCUCUCAGUCCGGCAUGACGGGCUACGGAUCACACCGCCAGAUCAUGUAGAGAUACCAGCGUGCCACUCAGCCAGCUGCCAGCCGUUCCCUCAGCAUGGCUGUGUACUCCAGAAAAAAGCUCCAUCACGCCCCUGGAACCUCAUGAUAUGACCCAACCACUUUCCCCCCUUCCCCAGAAGCACCAGCAAAUCACACACGCACACACAUACACACACACUUUUACUGUUUAUCCUCAACCCAAACGGAGUGCUCCUUAUACCCAAACCACACCAUGAUUUCUACAGACCUCAGUGCUUUCUGCUUACCCCACCCCCACUCUCCAGUCCUCCUUGGUCCCACUCUCUCCAUCCAUAUGGUCCCACUCUAUCCAUCCAUAUGGUCCCACUCUCUCCAUCCAUAUGGUCCUGCUAGCCAUUCCCUUCAGUGGAUGAAGUCUUAGUAAUUCAGUCGGUACAGAGAACCCAAGGUUGAAGUCAUCCCUCUACAAAACAAGCAAAUAGUAUUUUACACUUCUAACAAAUAUUACAGCACGACAACGUUAUAGCAUGCUACAUAUUUUAAUUAUUUAACUCUGUUUGUAUGUACAGUAGGUGUGUCUGAGUCAUUGUAUAGUCAUUUGGGAAUGUUUGCUAUACCUCAUGAAAUGUUUCAUGUGUAACCGAAUGCAACUCAGUGAGCGAUGAUGCCUCUGCUGUCUUGUGUGAAUAUGUGAAGACUUUGAGGUAACUUCUGUAACCAAAUGACCAUCACAUUGUGCCUGGUUAAUAUAGUAAAGGGACCAUAAAUGAUGCCUUGUAUAAGAGAUGCCACCCACCCUAAUGCAGAGGAAUUUAUAGACCUAAAUUCAGUUCUGUUUUAUUACUAACAUUCUGUGAUGUGCAUUUAUUACUUAUUAAUGUAAUGUACAUGUAUGUGUCCACUGUCCAUAUGUGUUUCAGCCAAUCCCAUGAUUGUUAAAGAGCCACCGUAUGAAAGUGACACUAGGAUCAUUCUGUUCCAGGCCUGAUAUUGCUUGAAUGUAUUUUUUAAAAUUCAUUAUAAUUUGUAAUGUUUACAUAAAAAAAUAUGUUUAUAUCUGAAAGCUUGUGUGUAGAGUAUAUGACCAAUAAAUUGAUGAAAACUGA
Molecule: messenger RNA, 2039 nt
Organism: Coregonus clupeaformis (lake whitefish)
Lineage: Eukaryota; Metazoa; Chordata; Actinopteri; Salmoniformes; Salmonidae
Gene: tagln3b
Product: transgelin 3b
Exons: 5
Coding region: 365-964 (199 amino acids)
Molecular function (GO): protein binding
Source: RefSeq, a predicted model, not a curated record